AUGUCUGCACAUAACAGUAGGAAACUGGUGCUCCAUUUCGAUUUACGGAACACUAUUCUCGUCGCGGACUCCGUCACAAACAUCAAUGUAGAACAGGGUUUGAAUUCCUAUCUAACUGGCGUCACAUGGGGGAAGGAAGACGACAAAACAGGGGAGUGGACGUGGGUCAGUGACACCCCUUCCCUGGACCCCCCUAAUGAGGACUGUGUCACGUACUACAAAUAUCUAGAGAAGGAGCUCGUUAAAGUGCCAUAUGAUCGUCUUCUCCUGCGACAAGCUACAGGUGACUUCACUCAAGUUGAACUAGGUCGGCGAUUUUCUACUUUUUUCGACAAGCACCUCCGUCUCUUGGAGUGGACGCAUGGAAAACACAGUAACGUCAAAGCUGCGUUCUACAUGCAUGGGACGAACGGUAGGAGAUACCACUAUCUUCUCCCGUCUUUCUUCAAUCUCUUGUCUACUCUUUACUCACAAGGAAGAGAUUUUUGCGUGGUCCUCCGAACCUAUGGCAUGGAUGCAGCAAACGUUUUGGAGUGCAUUAAACUUUUCACUGGCGGUUUACACCCUGAUUUCCCACAUCCACUGCCGCUAAAGGUGCAUACGAAACCAGGUGCUAUACUACGAAAUGGUGAAAACUUCGAGCUAAAAGGCCAAAGAAAUGAAUGUGAUGUGACUCUAUCGUCUGAGGAUCAAAUCUAUUCAAUACUUAGCGAAGGUGGUGGAAUUCGCGCAUUUGUGGACGAUUUCGCCAACUGGCAAAACCAUGGGUAUCAUUACAGCAAAGGAAAACCUCUGUGGAUAAAUCUCCACGAUACGUCUGUGCAACACAUUCUAUUUGACGACAACAUCCGAGUCACAGAAGAUGACAGCGUAGCGAAUGUUCGAUUGUUUUCGGUUGCUGACGGAAGUUUCCGAAGUCUCUCAAAGGAACAUGCGUCACGUUUCCAAGACACCUGCCUUGUGCAAGCAGAUCUUUUGGAGAGUAUACAGAGAAGUGAUUACUUUAUUGAGAAAGUGAAAGCAUGUGAAGAUCGAUACAAUAAUUUACUACAACAAAAGGAUGUUUUCAAUUCUAAAAAGCACGCAAUGAAAUAUUCAUGA
Lingula anatina is the source of this 1101-nucleotide messenger RNA. RefSeq lists its product as uncharacterized. Lineage: Eukaryota; Metazoa; Brachiopoda; Lingulata; Lingulida; Lingulidae. The record is from RefSeq and is a predicted model, not a curated record.